CGGGUUCGGUAUUCACUGGCAUAGCAACGCUGUCAACACCAAGAACUUGAAGAAGGAGCCGUUGCGUUGAAAGAUGGACCAAACUAAAAGGCCGCUUCUUAUUCCUCCGGAAUUCAGUACAUACGCCGAGGAACAUGGAAUUUUCGAUAUGUACAAGAGGUUGAUGGAGCAAUUGAUUGUAAACAAACCAAGUGACCCUUUGGCAUUUCUUGUGGAACAGCUGAAAAAAGAAAAUGACGAUGUACCACAGGUCAUUAUCCUGGGACCCCCGGCCUCAGGGAAGAAGAGCAUCAGUAAACUGUGUGCCAACAAGCUGCGCACUGCGCACCUGACCACAGAAAACCUGAUUCAGGAGUCGGAGACUGACAUCAAGAUGAAAGUCAUGGACCUAAUCAAGAAAAAAGAGACUGUGCCAACAGAAAUAUGGGUGCAAAUCUUGACAGAGAGACUGAAGUUGAUGGACUGUGUUAAAAAAGGAUAUGUGUUGGAGGGGUUCCCCCAGACCAGAGAACAAGCACUUGCAUUACAAUCAGUGGGAAUCCACCCAAAACAUUGUGUUAUACUUGAUGCACCAGACACAGUUCUUAUUGAAAGGGCUCAAGGAAGAAGGGUGGAUCCGAAAACUGGAGACAUUUACCACACAACUUUUGACUGGCCUCCAAAUGCUGAGAUCCAGACGCGUCUGGAGGAGACUCCAGGUUACACGGAGGAAGACAUGGUCAACAAACUGAUUGAAUACCACAGACAUAUUGACGAAAUUGAAGAGUGCUACAGAAAGGUCAUCAAGAAGGUCAAUGCUGAUCAGCCAAAGGCAGAUGUUUUCUCACAAGUGUACUCCUAUCUGUGUGGCCAGCCCAGGUCCAAUGCUCCCCAUACCCCCAGGAUUGUACUUCUUGGACCCACAGGCUCAGGGAAAGGUGUACAGGCCGCUCUUCUGGCUAACAAGUACAACAUUGUCAACGUCUCCUCUGGUUCGUUAGUGAAACAAUCCAUCGCUGAUGAAACAAAGGCAGGACAAGCUGCUAAGGCUUACAUUGAGAAAUCUAUGAUGGGCGUGUUUGGAAAUGAACAGGUGGUUAAAUUGCCUGACAACAUUAUCCUGGACAUUAUGAGGGAGCGCCUGGCUCAGUUGGACUGUGUCAGUAGAGGGUGGGUCCUCCAUGGCUACCCACGUACCAGAGAACAAGCGGAGGCCCUCGCUAAAGACGGCUUUGUCCCCAACAGAAUCUUCUUCUUGGACGUUCCAAAUGAUUCUGUGAUUGAGCGGUUAACAUUACGAGCCACUGAUCCAAUCACAGGCGAGCGAUAUCACAUGCUAUACAACCCCCCACGGACUCAAGAAAUCAAAGAGAGGCUUCAGAAGCACCCCAAGGACAGCGAGGACGCGGUCCGCCGAAGGCUAGCCGAAUAUUCUGCAUAUGUAGAAGAACUUGCCGAUUACUAUACCGAGGGCCAACACGUAAACGCCGAUCAAGAUCCUCAUACAGUGUUUGAAUGUAUUGAGAGCAUGAUCGUAAAUCCACUGCCAAAACGGUUCUCUACGUAAUCUAGAUAGACUCAUUAGACUGUACCCAAGUGACUUUUUUCGAAAUUUGUAAAGAUUGUUUUAAUUAUUUUAUGAAGUUGAUGUUAUACAUGUCCUUUUCAUGUUAAUAUUUUGACAUUUAUUCUAAUACAUGUAUUGCAUACACAUGAAUGAAAUUGCAUUUUUAUUUGUUAUAUGUUCCUUGCAAUAAUAAUGUUGUACAUUUAUGCAAAUAUACUAUGAAAGAUU
Messenger RNA from Magallana angulata, 1774 nucleotides. RefSeq names its product adenylate kinase 8-like. NCBI's taxonomy places the organism in Eukaryota, Metazoa, Mollusca, Bivalvia, Ostreida, Ostreidae. The record is from RefSeq and is a predicted model, not a curated record. Gene Ontology annotation, molecular function: AMP kinase activity; nucleoside diphosphate kinase activity; ATP binding. Bases 74 to 1546 code for a protein of 490 amino acids. Gene Ontology annotation, cellular component: cytoplasm. Gene Ontology annotation, biological process: nucleoside triphosphate biosynthetic process. The transcript has 11 exons.